AUGCAACUCGAAAACCUGUCACUCGUACAACUAUUGCAAAAGCAAGGAAAAAUGGAGAAGAUCAAGCGCACGAGGAGAAACCGACAGCAUAUAGUGGGUGGAGGAACAAGACGACUCUUCAACAAAAAACCAAGAAGAGACGUCAACUAUUCAAGAAAGAUGGAUGACUGGGACCUUUUCGCUCUGCAUCCCAAGAAGGACUUGAUCAUUCCAAAAUCAUCCUUUGCACGUUUGGCAAGAGAAAUCACGGAAGUCAUCAAACCUGGAGAAAACUACGUGAUUGAUCAGCUUGCGUUGGAUUCUUUACAAGAAUGUGCCGAAGCUCAUAUAGUUCAGGAAUUCGAAAUGGCCACUGUAUUCACUGCUCGUGCGAGUAGGGCGACGAUUCAAUCGAAAGAUAUGAAGGAUGCAAAGUUUAUCAGGGACUUACGGGAUGGAUAUGCAGUUCGAUUGCAGACGGAGAAGAUGAACAAAAUGGGGGAUACCAAGCAGUCAGACUGA
Botrytis sinoallii is the source of this 501-nucleotide messenger RNA. RefSeq lists its product as uncharacterized. Gene Ontology annotation, cellular component: nucleosome. Gene Ontology annotation, molecular function: DNA binding; protein heterodimerization activity; structural constituent of chromatin. The record is from RefSeq and is a predicted model, not a curated record. NCBI's taxonomy places the organism in Eukaryota, Fungi, Ascomycota, Leotiomycetes, Helotiales, Sclerotiniaceae. The coding region runs from base 1 to 501 and encodes 166 amino acids. The transcript is spliced from 4 exons.